Molecule: messenger RNA, 1302 nt
Organism: Komagataella phaffii GS115
Lineage: Eukaryota; Fungi; Ascomycota; Pichiomycetes; Pichiales; Pichiaceae
Exons: 1
Coding region: 1-1302 (433 amino acids)
Source: RefSeq, a predicted model, not a curated record
AUGGAAGUCUCAACAUGUGGAGACUCUUUGGUGGAUCUACUCAGAGAUCCGACGCUGAAUUCAGACAAAGUGAAGUGUCAAAAGCUUUUCCAUAUCAUCAAAGCUACAAAGGAUCGCAAAUUGAAGCAUGUCUGUUUGAAGGGAUUCCAGAAUUUGCGGGAUCUAGAGCACAUUGCUCAGCGAUUAGACAAUUGGGAGUUCAAAACCUUGGAAUACCAUUUGGUAGAUGGUAUCUAUGUGUCUACCGUUGGUGAUGAGAACUCAUCUUAUGAUACUGCGAACCAUAAAAUUGAGCAGGAUUUAGUUGAAAGACAGUUUUUUCAAAAGGAACUAGCAAGCAAAGUCCUGAAGACUUGCAUGGAACUUUAUGAGCAAUUGAACGUAUCAAACGGAGCUGUAGAAAGAAUCAAUGAGUUUUUAUUGAAAAUGUCACCGUCUGACUAUAUUAGUGAUCUAGGUACAAUUUUGGCACAGUUGACUUUUCGAUGUCUCCGACUACAAAAGAGUCUAGAAUACAAGUUGCAUAUUAAGUAUUGCAAGAGUAAGUUAGUGGUAAUAGGCAUAGAUUUGGAACGCAUAAUGGCACUAAAUUUGAACGAAAGCCUCACAGAGAAAACUAUUUUAGGAUACAGAAGCUACAUAACUGAUCUUCUGAAACAGGCGGAAGAUUGUAUACUCAACAAUGACACUAUUGGAACCAUGGAAUGUCUCUCUGUGGUUAAAGAUGUUGAAAGGAUGUUUGAUGCUGUUAGACCCAAAGAAUUUCUUUACCCAACUGAUUCUGUUUCUUCUGAAAUUAAUUUUGAACAUGACCCCAAAAAUCAUCUCAAGACCAGAGGGAAGAGCAACUCCUCUUUCAAUGCUCCAUCUGAGAAAAUUAUGAGCUCUUUGCAAAGAUCCACUAUCUCGGAAGAGCUACCCUAUUUGAUGGGCGCUUUUGACGAUGCCAAAAUGGCACAGGUUGAGCUCCUGGGCGUAGUUUCUGGUAAUGCCGAUACUGUUAACAAUCAGCGACUCCACUCUACUGGUGAUUCCUCGGUUGUUCAUUUUCCAAGUACUGAGAUGUCUCACACUAUAGAUGAUCUUAAACGGAUAAGUUUACUAAACCAGAGCCUCACCCCAAGAACCAAAAUGGACAGCUCCAUUCUAAAGGGAAUCAGCUUGAGGUCAGAGGUGGUAGACUUACCUAAUUAUAGUAAUCUUCAGAGCGCACUCCCUUUAGCUUCGAAUAUGCUGAGAAUGUGGAACCCGACCCUACUAGAACGUAAUGCUAGCAAACCAGAAACUGAAGAAGUCGACUGA